Durusdinium trenchii is the source of this 3366-nucleotide messenger RNA. The record is from the annotation of a GenBank genome assembly. NCBI's taxonomy places the organism in Eukaryota, Dinophyceae, Suessiales, Symbiodiniaceae.
AGUUUGGCUCAGCUUGUGGGACUUCACGCCUUCCACACCAUGUUGGGUGCCAAUGAGCGCUUUGGUAAGGGCCACGACCGGCCGUUGCUACAUCUUCCGGCGGAGUCUGGUUGCAUACCGAGAACAUGUCAGUCAUGUCACCAUUAUCCCACUGGACUCACCAAUCAAGGAAGAAGAUGGUAAGUUGAAGGAAUUAAGAGAAACCCUUCUGAAGAAUCACGACACUUCUAAAGUAGAUGAAGUGCUUAAGCCGCUUUCGACAGCAGGAGAUGAGAGACCCAUGUCAAGGUCUGGCUUUUUGCUUACAUUGAAGUCAUUGCAGUGGCUUCAGACACAAGCGAAUAUUCCAGUCACAGAUUUAAAUGAGUUUUGGGUUUUGCUGGAAGACGUUCGCAGAGAACAGACGGAGCUUUUCUUGCCGUGUCAUUUAGCAGAGAUCCUGUCCCUGCUUGCAAAGUGCCAGCGUCCCAGUACAGAGCUUGUCCGCUUGGUCAGCCAACGAUGCCGCCGCCUCCAUAAAUCGUUUAGUGCAGAGGAGAUUGGUGGAAUUCUCCGGGCAUACAGCACACUUGGAUUUGCAUCUGUGGGUACAAUCAGCAUGCUGGGUAGUCGGCUGGCCAGCCUUUUGCACGACCCGAGUGACACUGUGAAAGGAUGGCACCUUGUUGCUUUAGCUGGAGCCUAUCCUACUCUUCAUAUGUCCUGGAAGAAGUCCAAGCAUCGAGACCAAGAACUCAAGAUGUGGAAAGCGGUGACGGUCGCUUUGCCUCAAAAGCUCCCUGAGAUGAGUGCACGACAUCUCGCAGUGCUUCUCAAUGCUUUUGCGCGGAUGGAUUUCUCGUCUUCUGGGAUUCACAGCAAUGUGUCGCAGAUGUUUUCGGCGACGGCGAACCACUUAGUUCCUCGAAUUGCUCUCAAUGCAAAUGCAGAAUUCGUGCCCCGCGAGCUUGCUUUGAUCAGCAAUGCUUUUGCCAAGACUCGCGCAGUGGCUUGUACUGGGGUUGGUCCGUUGUUUAAAGCGGUGGCUUCCACUGCUAUGAGUCAAAUUCAACAUUGCAAUCAGCAAGACCUUUCAAACCUUUUCAAUGCAUUUGCUCAGCUCUCCAUUCGAGAUCCCCCUCUCUUUGAUGCGGGGGCGCUCGUUGUAAUUUCAAAGAUAGCGGACUUCGAUCCUCAGCAUCUCUGCACCACAGCGCAUGCCUUUGGCAAGCAACAGGUUGUGCAUCAGGACAUGUUUAAGAAAAUUGCGGACGCGUCACUGAGAUUGCUCGACCGAUUCACGCCACUGCAGCUCGGCAACUUGGCUUAUGGCUUUGGACGCCUACAAGUAAGACACAAGCAGCUAGUUGGGAGUCUGUCAGAUGAGGUGAUUUAUCGUGGUACCAUUGGAAAAACCUUGCAGAAUGCCAGCGAAGUGUACCGUUUCGAGUUGAGAACCCUUCAAAACCUCACACAAGCUUUUUCCAGGCUCAUGGUGGCUGACCACAGGCUCUACUUUGUGCUUUUUGACAUGACCAGACAAAGAGUGAGGGAAUUUGCAAGACGUGUGAAGGACACGGAGGCCGAACAGGAUGUGAAUGCUUCUGUCCAUACGGUGGUGGAUAAAUCCCGCGUUUCUGCUGCAGCUAAUCGGGGCGAAGACAUUGAGAUUUUGACUGGCCGUGGGCUCUCAAUGAUGCUGUCUGCUUUUGCGAAAAGUCAAGCCGACUUCCACAGUCUUCUCAGAUGGGUUCCACACCAAGUCACAUCACUUCAGGGUCAGUAUUCUACCACACAGCUGGCAAAUAUUUUUAACUCCUGCAGCAAAUUGGGCAUCAAACAUGCAGCCAUGUAUUCCGAGUUGCUGAGCAAUGCUAAGCCACGAAUUCCUCAGAUGUCUCCAAAGUCUUUGACCAUGCUUCUCCGAAGCAUGUCAAGAGCGAAACUUUCCAGUCGGACGGUGACCCGACAUGCGCUGAAGGUGAUUUCGGCCAAAGUGGGUGAUCUAAACACAAUAGACCUUUGCACCGCUUUGGUGGGCUGCUCUGAGUUGAACUACCGAGAUGAACGGUUUCUACGCUUGCUUGCUAGCGUGGUGCGGACUAGGAUGAAUGAGAUGACAGGAAGCCAACUAGCCUGCGCAUGUGCAGCCUAUGCCCACAUGCGCAUCCAGCAUCCUGCAUGGUUUGACGCCAUACUGUUUGAACUUUUUCAGAGGCAGAGCGAACUGAGUGAAAAGGAUGCCACGAACGUAGCAUACGCAAUGUUACUUCUGGCAGCGGUGGAGAGACACGAAUCUAAGGCCAAUGAGGCAUCGUCAUAUCCCUUUGACACCCAUCGGGGUGUUCUCUACAGCCUGCUUGCAACUACCAACGAGCAUCGGAGGGAUCUCAGCUAUCCAGCGAUCUAUCAGCUGCAAAUUGUCGAGCUCUAUUUGAGGCUCUUGGCACCAUCUGUAUAUGAGGAGAUGCAACAGGAACUAAAGAUUAUGCUUGCGAAAGCAAGAAAAGUCAGUGUUAUUGUCGAUGACUACAUGCAGAGCUCCUCGAGACUACAUCGGCGGAUCUCUCAAUGGUUUACGAGGGUUGGAUUGGAACACCGCAGUGAGGUAUUUGUGGGGCCAUUUAUGCUUGACAUGCUAAUUGGAGAGCGAGUUGUUGUCGAAGUGGACGGGCCAACUCAUUUCUAUCGGGACACUAAUACUCGCACCGCAUCGAGCUUGUUGAAAGCAAGUAUGCUUCGGGCUAUGGGGUUCCAUGUGAAGCAUCUUCCUUACCAAGAGUGGCAGCAGUGCGGGAAUGCCACAAGGCGAACGAUGUAUUGUUCCGCCUUCUGGAAAGACGUCGUGGCAGCUCACGAGCAGGACUUUGAGGGUUUGCAUCCGCGGCUUCCAGAGCUUGUUGACAUUCUUGAUGUCGUGGUGAGUUGGCAAACAGGUGAAGGUCCGCAUCCCAGCACUGCUUUGCUUCGGGAAAGACAGCCGGCACAAAGAUUGCCAGCAUUCUAUUCGGAGGAGAAUGAGCUGGAGGAGGUGGUGGAUCGAAGCCUGACAGGUCGAACACCGCAAGAGCUCCUUGCAGCGCACGAAGAGGCAGAAGCCGCCAUGGCAGCUGAUAGGGAUCGGCAGAUUACGGCUCAGCAGAGAAUGUUCUUAGACCAAAGAGAAGAAAGAGAUCAGGAACUUCAGGAAGAGCUCAGCAAGCUCUUUCCGAGGUCCAAGAGACGAGAGGUUCGUCAUUCCACCACAGGCAUCUUUGACUUUGAGUCCUUGGAGGCCGACACGGAUAGCUCAGAUGAUGAGUUCGAGACUCAAAAGUGCGGCGAACUCGCCGUCGGCUUUUUGCGAACGAACGAUGAGUUCGUAUGAUGUUCAAUUUCCUUGAGAAC